CUGCUCUCAGGCAGAGAGUGGGCGGGCCCUCGACGCGCUCGGGCUCGAUUGGCCUCCCCUCGGCGGCGGUAACGGUCUGGGAGGCUGGCCCGAAUCGGCUGGGCUGGGCCGGCCGGGCGGGGCUGGGCUGCUGGUGGGAGGCGGCAGCUGAAGAUGAAGAUCCAGUUUCAGACAUGAGACUCACUGAGAAAUAACUUCAUUGAGAUCAACUUGAGUGAUUAGAUACCAAAUGCAAGAGGAAUGUGCUAUGACUGAGGCAACUCAAAUUUUCUUAUUACCAGGCUUGACUUUGGACUCUACAAAAGAAACUAUGUCUCCAGCAGCCCCUAAAACUCAGGAGUCUGUUCAAUUAUCAAACAAACUCAUGCUUGAAAAACAGCAGGAAGAAGCAGAAUGGGAAAGUAUAAAUGUGCUGUUGAUGAAUCAUGGCUUACAAUCUUUGUGCUUGGUCAAAAGACCAGAUAUUAAAGAUCUCAUCCUUUUUGACAAACAGUCAUCACAAAGGAUGAGACAGAAUUUGAAAACAUUGAUGGAAGAAACAGUUCGUCAACAGAACAUGAUACAAGAGCUUAUAGAAAACAACCAGAAACUU
This is a messenger RNA of Ictidomys tridecemlineatus (thirteen-lined ground squirrel), 592 nucleotides long. The record is from RefSeq and is a predicted model, not a curated record. Lineage: Eukaryota; Metazoa; Chordata; Mammalia; Rodentia; Sciuridae.